This is a messenger RNA of Lottia gigantea (owl limpet), 1124 nucleotides long. RefSeq lists its product as hypothetical. Gene Ontology annotation, molecular function: hydrolase activity. The record is from RefSeq and is a predicted model, not a curated record. NCBI's taxonomy places the organism in Eukaryota, Metazoa, Mollusca, Gastropoda, Lottiidae. Gene Ontology annotation, biological process: GPI anchor biosynthetic process. Gene Ontology annotation, cellular component: endoplasmic reticulum. The transcript is spliced from 8 exons. The coding region runs from base 28 to 1101 and encodes 357 amino acids.
CAUGUACAUGGAUAAUUCAUCUUAAAAAUGAAAUCAAAAAUGGAUGUGUAUUACUACAGGAAAGUAAAAAAUAAAAUGGUGUGUGUUUUAUUAGUUAUUGUAAUGUGCUUGUUAUUAUAUAAUGAAUGUGUUGUGUUUUGGUAUCAACAAUUAAUAUGGCCACCACUACCAGAGAACAGUGACAGAAAUCUGGUUGUUCUAUUGGUAGCCGAUCCACAAAUACAAGGGGAAUAUUUAGAACCUAUGUUCCCAAUAGGAAGUAUAAGUAGAUGGGAUGCUGACAGGUAUCUGAAAAAGACAUUCGAACGAGUCUAUCUGUACAGUCAGCCAGAUAUUGUGAUGUUUCUGGGAGAUUUGAUGGAUGAAGGUGACCAAGCUACACAUGAACAAUACGAUACUUAUUAUAAUCGCUUCAUGGAUAUCUUUCAGUUAGCCAAACAGUCAAAGGUACAAUUUAUUGCAGGGGACAAUGAUAUAGGUGGGGAGAAGAUUCACAAAAGGAUACCAGACAAAGUGAACAGAUUUGAACGAUACUUCCAACCCACUUAUGGUAGUACACAGGUGUCUUUCUUAGAUAUUAUUAAGUUUGAUUAUUGGUUAUAUUCGAAAUGGGGAACUGCUCCAUUGUUGGCCAAUAUGAGAAAUAAAUCGUCAUCAUUCAAGAUGGUUAUUACCCAUGAAUCAAUACUAAAAACCAAUAACAACAAGAUGCAGCUAAUUCGUGACAUCAAACCUGACGUUAUCAUCUCAGCUCACAUGCACCAGUCUAUGCAAUACGAAGGAAACUUAAGAUUUGGUGAUAUGCAGGUUAACAGUAUUAAAUUAAACCAAAUCAAUACCUUUAUAAACGUGAACGUCAGCAAUCCAACAAGCGUUAACGAAGUAAUGGUCCCAACUUGCAGUUAUAGAAUGGGAGAGCCAAGAAUGGGAUAUGGUUUAGCAGUUUUAAGUGAUGAUAAGACAAUGAAAUAUACUGUAUUAUGGUCACCCAGUCGAUAUCGGAGUUUACGCUUGUACAUUUACGUUGUUAUUAUUAUUUUUUUAUUUUAUAAUUUUAAAAAAUGGUACCAGGCGUGGGUCAAUUGUAAAACGUAUUUCUGACCAAAUAAACAUAGAUUUAAAUU